Molecule: messenger RNA, 3262 nt
Organism: Paramecium primaurelia
Lineage: Eukaryota; Ciliophora; Oligohymenophorea; Peniculida; Parameciidae
Source: the annotation of a GenBank genome assembly
AAUGAAUCAAAAGCCACUAAAAAGUAUUCAUUUUCGAGUUGAGACACAUAUCGAUUUAUAGUCCAAAGACAAGCUAUCAUCUGUUGAGAAUAAUUCUAAACGUUACUAUUCUCCUAACAACUUGCCUUCUCUUCAAAACAUAUGCAGAACUAUUUAAGGUGAGGAUGGAACGGUAAUGAAUGAGAAUGAGGAGAUCAUAGGUUUUUGCCAUGAGAUCCCUUAUGAGUAGGGCCAAUAAUGUGAGUAGUAAUCGAACUACUAGAACAAAGUGGGUACUUGAAUUAAAUGAACGUAAAGAUCUUAAACAAUUAGAACAAUGGACAGAUGUAUAUUAAGUUUAGUAUUUAGUUAAUGGUUUAAUAAUUAUAAUAACAAUAGUAUAGCAAUAUUCGAGAUUUCUAUGAAAAAAUGGAGUUGGUCUACACUGGUUCAAUAACUUAGUUAGGUUAGUAAUUGGCUGUGAAAUGCAUUGAUUAUUAGACGAUGUUAAAUAAAAUAUGGUAAUCAUAUACUCAUGCAGUAAAAGAGAUAAUUGAAAGAUAAUCUGAAACAAAUAGAAAAUUAGAGAAAGAUUGUUUAUCAGAAACUGUAAAAUUGCAUUAAAUGUACUAAAAAACAUUGAAUGAUAAAGGUAUUAAAUUAUAAGAGGCUGAAAGAUAUUUGAAAUAGAAUUCUGAUUAAAAUGAUAAAAUGAUUAAAGAAGGUAGAUAUUUGAGAAAGAAAUGUUAAAAAUUAGAAUAAGAAUUAUUAAACAUAAGAAGAGAAUGUGAUUUUCUUAAAUUAUAGAAUUCAGAUCUAAUUAGAGAAAUAGAUGCUAUGAAAGUAUUUAUAAAUUAUUAAAUUGAUCCUUCUAUAUAUAUUAAUCAGAAUAUUGUUAAUACAUAAUAAAUUGAAGAAAAGUUUGCAGAUGAAUUGUAACAUGCUAAAAAAGAAAUGUUUGAUGAUUUUAAACAUUAAUUUGAAUAAAGGACUAUGAUAUAUGAAGAAAUGUAUUAAAGAAAAUUAGAUGAUUUAGAAAGGAGAGAAAUAUUAAAUUAAAAUUAAGAUGAUGAAUAAAUACUUUAAGAUUAUUAAUAAACUAUAUUUAAGGAUGAAUGUGUUGGUAAUUCAAUCACUUAUAAAACAUAAGAAACAGACACUUUUGAUUUACUUUAAUUAUAAGAUGCAUCUGUUUAAACUAUAUAAUUUAAAAAAAAAGUAUUUGAUUGGAGUACUUAAACACCAACUAUUGUAACAAUAAAUUAAUCUAUUGAAGCCAACUUUUCUAUGAUAAAAAGAGAAUGUAUACCUAGAAAUAAAGAAGAAUAAACUUAUUUAGAAAUGUCAAAAUAUCCUAUAUAAGUUUUUAUUGAUGAUUAUCAUGAAAUUAAUAUCACUUAUAAUAAAAAUACUUUUAAUACAGACUUAAAUAAUUUAAUUGAUAUACUAGCUUAGAGAUCUAGAUAAUUAUUUAAUAUAUUGACAAUGAAAGAAGAAUUUCAUAUGGAUGAUUUUUAAUGUGUGAGUUAAUAUGUAAUAAAUAGUUAUAAUGUAUUUAUAAAGUUAAUUCGUAAUUUGGAAUAUUUAAUUAUUGAAAAUAAAUCAAUUUUAGUAGAAAAUAAGAUAUCUCUUUAUGAAACAUAAAUUGAUUCUAAAUAAUCAUAUAGAAAAUAAAUUCAUGCUGAAAAAAAGUUAGAUUUAUUGAUUACUAAACAUUAAUUAACUUUAAAAUAAGUGUCAUUUCUAUAAAAAUAAAUCAUAAGAAUUCAUAAAUAUCUACCUCACUUUUAAAUUGAAACUAUCAAAAGAUAAGCUAUUAAAAGAAAGAUAUUCUUUGAAUUUCCUAAGAUUUAAUCACCUGGUCCUAAUUUAUUACCUCCUGAAAAAUCAAAUACUAUCUUUUUUUCUUCUUAACCUUAAUUAUUGAUACCUCCAUAAAUCAAUCAAUCUACAAGUUCAUAAAUUUAAAGAUCUGCUUUAGAUAUAGCUUAAAGUGAAUCAACUGAACCUCAUUAAUUAAAAAGAGAUUAAUCAGUUGAUUUAUAUAGAGAAUUAAGAGAAACACCACCAAUUAGUCCAACUAAAAAACAUCAUUAAAUUUAAAUAUGUAAAAUGAAUGCAUUAAAAUUGCUUAGUUUUUUAAGAUGCAUUAGCACCACCUGAUGAUUCCUCAUCGGAUAGUGAUUAAGAAGUAGAUAUUGAGGCUUAAUUAUCACCCAUUAAAAAUUUAUUAUCAAUUGAAAAGAAAUUAUUUGUAAAUAAAUGUCCAUCCAAAAAUACAUAGACAGCUACUUAACUUUUAUUAUAAGAAAUAUAAUAAUUUAGAAGAGAUAAAAUAGAUAAUAUUGUUACAAGAUAAACUUUAUAAAAAUAUUUAUCUAGUUUUGUUUGUUGGUGUGUGAAAUAUGGUAAAUAUAAUUAUCCUCUUCAUAUAUAAUUAUAUGAAUUUUAUUAAAUAGAAAAUUUUCAAUAACCUCCUUAAGUUUGGUUAUAAAAAUAUUAAAGAAUAAUUAAAAGUAUUCUUUAUUAUAAGAAAAAAACUACUUAUGCUAAAUUAUUUCAUUAGAUGUUAAUUGGAGAUUAGAGUUUUAAUAUUUAUUUGAGUAUUUUGAAUAGCAUUUAAAAUAAAGAAUUUACAGAAAAUGGAAUUAUUGUCCAAUAAUUAUAACUUUCUGAAUCUAUCGGACAAUAUAUUAAAAAUACUAUUCCUAAAUAUGUUCAAUUAGUUGAUUAUGAUCAAGAGAUAUAACCUUAUAUGUAAGGUAUAUUGGAUUAUAAAACAAAAGAGAUUACUCAAAAAUAUUAGUUAAUUUUAACUUUAUUUGAUUAAGAUAGAUUUACAUCUCUCUAAUUUAGAUUGUUAUUAUUAGAAUUAGAUUAAUAGAAAACAGAAUAAUAGAUAAUUAAUUUAUUCAUAAAUGAAUGUGAUUUGGAAUAAAAUAGUAUUUAAUAUAUGUCACAUAAGAGAUUUUCAUAAAUUUGUGAAGAACAUAAUUUAUUAGUAAAUUUGAAUGAAUAUUUGCAAAAGAAUAAUGCAUAAUAUUUUAAUGAUAUGAAAUUAUGGAAAAUAAGAGAGAAUGAAUUAAAAUUGAUGUUAAUUAGAUCAUAGAAAUAUGAUACAACUGAAAGAGAAGUCUUUUAUAGAAUGAAUUAAUUAAAUUCAUAUGAUUAAAGAAUAUUAUUGGGAAGAUUUUUAGAGAGAAGAGCAAAAGAAUUAUUAUUAGAAUAAUAUGCAUAUGAAUGUCUACCCUAAUUCAUGUAGAUCAUACUAAAUUCUUAAUGA